This is a messenger RNA of Peronospora belbahrii, 774 nucleotides long. Lineage: Eukaryota; Oomycota; Peronosporomycetes; Peronosporales; Peronosporaceae. The record is from the annotation of a GenBank genome assembly.
AUGACAAACGUCCUCAAGUUCUGGAAUGCAUCACAUAUUACUUUCCAGAAGGGAAAGACUGUUAUCAUCACGGGUGCCAACUCUGGUAUCGGCUAUGAGGCAGCACUCGAGCUAGCACCGUUGUCCGACACGUCUGGUGCCGGUAAUGUGCAGUUUAUGAUGCUCGAUGUGAGCGACCUUGGCAGUGUGCAGAAAUUCUCACACAAGUUCAAAGAGAAACAUGAUCGGCUGGAUCUUCUGAUUAAUAACGCAGGGACCAUGUCGUCUCGUGUGGUGAAUGUGAGUAGUCUCACACAUCGGAACGCCAAACUAGAGCAUUUCAAGUCGGGGUCCCCAAUUAUGCGCCAAGAUGGCAGAGAUUACGGCGAGUUGGCAGUGUACGCUGAGUCAAAGCUGAGUAACAUACUGUUUACUUUUGAAUUGACUCGACGUCUCAAUAAGCAUAAUGUGCUGGGCGUGACUUCUGUGGCUUGCCACCCCGGCAUUACGUCCACGAAUCUGCUAACCCUGGUGCCACAGAAGGAGGAUUCUUUAUUCGCCUUUUGUGGCGCAUUUGUGCGUUUUUGCCUAUUUUCCAAGAUGUAUCGGCCCAUCUUGUACGCUCCCACCGGACCUGAUGUUGAGAGUAAUGACUACUACGGACCUGGUAAUUUCUUUGGAAUGUGGGGUCAGCCGAAGCGUGCUCAGCCCAGUGCCUCGGCUCAUGAUAAAGCUGCUGCAGAAAACCUGUGGAAUGAGAGCGAGCGACUGGCUAAGCUUAGGUUCGACUUGUAG